AAUGACAGCAAUGGAAAUAAUUGGUUUCCUAAUGGCAAGAGGCAACGGUCGCACCGGCAGCCAGGCAGGCUAAGCUUUUUACCGGACCACUGGCGGAAACUGAUCGACGACCGCUAUCUACGUCCACUUGAUGAGACCACUGAGGCACAUUCGCGAGAACAGAGAGAUGAGGUUUUUGAAGUGCAAGUGGCAGCUGCGAGUGAAAGCCUCAAAGUUCUUGUGGACGAUAAAUUGGUUUACAGAACGCAGGGCCACGUAAUUGACGGCAUUCACAUGUUGGUGAUGUCAGGAGACGGUGAAGUGAUGCUUCGCCGAGACUUCCACACGGGGCAUCCAGCGGAAACAGAACUGCUGGGACAGACUCUGGUCAACCUGCAGCCUGGAGCUCUGGUUAUCUUAGUUUUGAUGUUCAGCGCCGGGGACUUCCUAAGAAGUACAGAGCGCAUGCUGCUCCAGUACCUAGGGAUGAAGGGGAACACUGUGGGAGGAGCCCUCAAAUUAGGCGCUGACUGGGCUCAGGGGAUAGGCUCGUCGCCAUAUCUUAUCGACCCCGCACAGCUUAAGCAAAAAGCAGCAGCCGUACAAACAAGGAACAGGACUACGUCUUACGACGUGCUUGUAAUCACUCCUGAAGGAAGAGAAGUGAGGAAAAAGCUACGAGGUCAGCAACAAAACUUCAUAUCGUAUAAUGGGUACAUUGAUACCGACGACCCAUCUAUACUGAUCACUGUUGUUCCCGACAACUGGCCACCACAAAAUGCAGAGGAGGAGUUUGUAGCGCGCGCAUACCUAGAAGCAGCAGUGAUUUUCAAAGGAAACAAGAAUUUGCAGUCUAACAUGGACGCUUCCUUGCUAAUACCAAGAGGUAGAAGAUCAGAAUGUGACUGGCAUUAUGACGCCAGACGACAGAAGCAGGCGGAGUUUUGUCGCCGCUACGAAGGGUACGGGACUUUGUGCCGUUGCAGAGACCCUCUAGAUCCCCUUCGACUACGAAAUUCAUCGGUCCACAUCCAAAUGUCGGAAGUAAUCCCCAUCGCCAUACUCACCGCCACCAAGUGCCACUUUUUCUACCGGCAACUGAUAAGUCUCCUUUUGGCAAACGGUGCAGCACAAACAGAUAUUUUGGUUCUCACCGACGGGCACCAGGAAGAAACUUCACAGCUAGCCUCCAUCUUUGG
Messenger RNA from Hyalella azteca, 1178 nucleotides. RefSeq lists its product as uncharacterized. NCBI's taxonomy places the organism in Eukaryota, Metazoa, Arthropoda, Malacostraca, Amphipoda, Hyalellidae. Gene Ontology annotation, cellular component: Golgi membrane. Gene Ontology annotation, biological process: protein O-linked glycosylation via N-acetylgalactosamine. Gene Ontology annotation, molecular function: beta-1,3-galactosyl-O-glycosyl-glycoprotein beta-1,3-N-acetylglucosaminyltransferase activity. The record is from RefSeq and is a predicted model, not a curated record. The annotation marks the transcript as partial. The transcript is spliced from 10 exons.